Nymphaea colorata (pocket water lily) is the source of this 3140-nucleotide messenger RNA. RefSeq lists its product as uncharacterized. The record is from RefSeq and is a predicted model, not a curated record. The transcript is spliced from 5 exons. Lineage: Eukaryota; Viridiplantae; Streptophyta; Magnoliopsida; Nymphaeales; Nymphaeaceae. The coding region runs from base 504 to 2816 and encodes 770 amino acids.
AGAAGUUGAGUACCUUGGCUGAGCUUUUGGUGGUGUUGGUGUUGUGUCAUCCGAAAGCAUGGUGGCCGAGUCUAAUCUUCAAUUCAAAAAGUUGGUGUAAAAAACUUUUCCGUGACUCGUGAAUCUGUGAUUGAAAGGAACGGGCCUGUGAAAGAGAGGACGAAGCGCAUAAACGGAUGCUUGCUUCCUGUAUCGUGUUCUCUCUCUCUCUCUCUCUCUCUCUGAUGAGGAACCGAUUUUGGGCCGUUGUUUGUUCCUGUUAGAUUAGUACAAUAUGCGAACGCAUUGAUCGAGUUUCCUCCCUCUCUCUCUGUCACACACAUCCCUUUCGCGCUCACCAGCUUUUUUCUCAAGUUUCGUCUCUCUCUUCGUCCGUUGCUCUCCCUCCCCUGUCUAUCAAUUCGUCUGUUCACCAAGAGCUAGGUUUCCGGGCAAGCUUUUGUGUAUAUGGGGAAAUGGCGUUAGGCUUACUUGGGGGCUCUCUCGUUCGUUUUAUGUGGUAGAUGGAGGAAAAGCAGUUGGAUUUCAAUGCACCGCUUCUUUCUGUGAGGAGACAUGCCGCCGCCGCUGCGACCGCUUCUGCCUCUGUGCGUUCAUCAGGUAGGGAAUGGAAGUCAGGGGAAGCGAGCGAGCGUAACUUGUCGCCGCCGGCAUAUAAGACUGAACUCAAGUCCGGGCCGGUGAGGGACUCCGGUGCGGUUCCGUUUGUCUGGGAGCAGAUCCCCGGUAGGCCCAAGGUUACCUCCGUACAUGGCUCUAGCUCGCCGAAGCGGCCGGCACCAGCACCAAGGUUGCCGCCGGGUAAGCUGGCUGCCAAAAGAGAAAAUGUGCCGACUGCGGAGGAUGAAGCUUCUCCGGCACCUGCGCGGAGUCUGCCGCCUGGCAUGGUGGUCGAUUCUAGGAAAGAGAUUGUGAGGACGGCGGAGGGUGACGGUCGUCAAAUUGGGAAAGUGGGGAGGUCGCCAAACGAUCGUACCGUGCAAUCAGUGCGGCCGGUCGGAGGAGCACAUGAUUCCGUGCCGGCCGCUAAGGCCCAUGGUAGUUAUGGCUCAAAGGAGGAGAGGGAAAAUUUGGAUGGAGACGAUUGUGAUGCCUUCUCUGAUGCACUAGAGACGUUUUCUCUCGCUGAAACCAGUUUGUUUAAUGGAAGCGUUGGUGGUGUUAGUGCUUUGGAUGGCCAAGAGUGGAAGAGAACGGGGAAUUCCAGCGACGUGCAGGGACGGAGUUUCAUGAUGGAUCGGUUCUUGCCAGCAGCUAAAGCAAUGGCUUCAGAGGCGCCGAAAUAUGCUCCUCGGAGACAACUUCCGGCCAGUGAACCUGCGAAGCUGGUGAACAGGGUGCAGAAUGAUGCACAGCCUCUGCGAUCCCAGCCUAGGCCUUGCUUCAUCCAGCAAUAUGCCUUGCCGGAUGAGGAGGAAGACGAUGAAUCAGAAGAAGAAGACGAAGAAGAUGAUGAUAAUGAUGCAGGGAAUGCCAUACCUAGAGCUUGUGGGGUUUUCCCUUGGAGUUUGAAGGGUUCACUUUGCCUUACGAAUCCGAUUUUCCGUGCUCAGAGGAUGAGGAACAAGAAGAGCACAUCAUCGACUUUUGUUGCUCGGAAGAGCAACAAACCUACCAAAAGUAAUGACAGUGCAUCAUCUUUCAGCGGAAGUGAUGAGAUGACAUGGGAAGCUGUGUACAGAAAUAAACUAGUUGGCAGAGUCCAGAAUCUCGGACUUCAUGGUAGUGGAAGCAAGCUAAGUGAAUCUUCCAGCUCGCCUUCAGUAUAUGAAGAUACUGCAAACAAUCAACUGAUCAGCUACAGUGAUUCUCAAACACAAAAUGGGUCGUCGUCCUUUAGGCAUUCCCCACGUGGGAUAUCCCCAUACAGAAAUGAAGCAUCUACUUCUCCCUUUUCUGAACGUUCUGGUUUUCUGGGACUUUCCAAAUCAGGUCGUAGUUAUGGUUCUGACAGCUCUGAUGCAAAUUCAAAGGGACUGCAAGCCAGAAAGAACACAUCCUAUCUCAGAAGUAAGGGAAUAUCAGGCUCCCUGAGCCCUACGGUUGAGAAGCCUUUAUAUGUUGAUCCUGCCUGCGUAGGGGAUGCGUCGAAUUCAAAGUCCGACAUGUUGGAAGCCAAAGAGUUAAAUCAAUCAGUUGACAUGGAGGCAUCUACUCCGGUUGAAGAUCAACAAAAACAGGGGGAACCCAUCCUGGACUCUUUUGUUAUAACCCAGCAAAGUGCUCUACAUGUGUCUGAUGUGGGGAAAAUAGGGAAUGUUGUGAACUUGAAAGCUGCCAAGCAUCAUUCUGGUUUACUUGCUGAUAUCAGAUUACUAUCCUGUGCUGAUACAUCUGAGAGCGAUACUGGGAAUCGUGUUGCUUCUGUAGUUAAUUUGGUUCAAGGUGUUGAUACACUUGACAUGUCAUCUAAAGUUUCAAUGCCACGAGAACAGAUGCGGGUAGGGGAACAUAUCAGUGGUGAGCAGGUCAGUUCAAGGAGUGAAUACUCGAGGGAGCAAAAUAGUGGGAACCGUUCAGCAUCAGAUAGUGAGGGAAACUCCCCUCUUCUUCAUUCUCUUCCUCCACUACCGUCGCCUAAAUCUCCUUCAGAAUCAUGGCUUGUUCGUGCAUUACCUGGGUUUUCAGCAAAAGGUUCUUCGUCCUCGUCAUUUCCUCAAUACCGUUUGAAAAAAAGCGCCGCCAAGGCAUCUGAGCCAAAAUGGGAGAUCAUCAUCAAAUCCACCAAUGUAGAUCAUGGACACCUUCGAUACUCUGAGGAACUAAGUCAGACUGCUCCCCGUCAAACUGAAAAUGAAGAUGUAAAGAGUCUGUGAAUUUGUUUACUGGCAGUUUUCUUUGCUGUCAGAGCACAAUCUUAAUUUCCCAAUAGGUAACACAGAUUCUGGUCAUGGUUGUGAAGACCGUGGUGUGGUCAUAACCAUAAUAAGAACGUUAUUGCUGCCAUUGGAGUUUGGUAACCUGAUGUGUGGAAUCUUCACCUGUUUGCAGAAUGAUAUUUUAGAUUAUUGUUUCAUUCUUUGAGCCUUGGUGAAUUUGUUUCUUGUCCUGUCAAUAUCUUCUAUUAUAAUAAAGCUAGGAAGCUGGCUAUUGUUCUGUGUAUAUAGUGUUCAAUAAAAGUAGACUUUUCGGAGCCUCAA